Molecule: messenger RNA, 1315 nt
Organism: Thalassophryne amazonica
Lineage: Eukaryota; Metazoa; Chordata; Actinopteri; Batrachoidiformes; Batrachoididae
Product: palmitoyltransferase ZDHHC3-like
Exons: 7
Coding region: 154-1077 (307 amino acids)
Biological process (GO): peptidyl-L-cysteine S-palmitoylation; protein targeting to membrane
Cellular component (GO): Golgi apparatus; endoplasmic reticulum
Molecular function (GO): protein-cysteine S-palmitoyltransferase activity
Source: RefSeq, a predicted model, not a curated record
UUGGGUGUGUUGUCAUUUAUUAAGCUCUAACAGGCGGAACAGUGCAGUCGAUGACAGCUGACGUGAGAAACCAAGACCGGGACAUGCUAACAGACUGAGACUGGAGCCCGAAGGUUCGGCUGGUCCGGUGGGCGUCUCAGAGUUGGAUGAAGGAUGAAGAGUCCGGUGCACAGAUGCAGAGAUGUGGAGCACGGGCGCAGGCAGCCCAUUGCCAACUGCCUUCAGCCAGAGCAGCGCAUCCCAAUCCCCAAAGAUGUCAUCACUUCCUCCUCCGCCUCCGCCAUGUGGUUCAUCAGGGAUGCCUGCGGCAUUGUGUGCGCUGUCAUCACGUGGCUGCUGGUGUUGUACGCAGAGUUUGUGGUGCUGUUUGUAAUGCUGCUGCCAACCAAGAAUCUCCUGUACAGCAUCGUGAACGGGACUGUGUUCAACAGUCUGGCCUUCCUGGCACUUGCCUCACACCUCAGGGCCAUGUGCACGGACCCUGGGGCGGUACCAAAAGGGAAUGCUACGAAGGAGUAUAUAGAAAGCCUUCAGCUGAAGCCGGGACAGGUGGUCUACAAAUGUCCCAAGUGCUGCAGCAUCAAGCCGGACCGAGCGCACCACUGCAGUGUUUGCAAACGCUGCAUCCGUAAGAUGGAUCAUCACUGCCCCUGGGUCAACAACUGUGUCGGCGAGAACAACCAAAAGUACUUUGUUCUUUUCACUAUGUACAUCGCCCUGAUCUCUCUCCACACUCUGGUUAUGGUGGUUUUCCAUUUCCUCUACUGCUUUGAAGAUGAUUGGACCAAGUGCAGCACCUUCUCUCCUCCAGCAACAGUCAUCCUCCUCAUUCUGCUGUGCUUUGAGGGCCUCCUCUUCCUCAUCUUCACCUCUGUGAUGUUCGGCACCCAGGUCCACUCCAUCUGUACCGACGAGACCGGCAUAGAGCAGUUGAAAAAGGAAGAGAGAAGAUGGGCUAAAAAAACUAAGUGGAUGAACAUGAGGACGGUGUUCGGACACACGUUCUCCUUAUUGUGGUUUAGCCCCUUCUCCACGCCUGACCACGGGAAGGCUGAGACCUAUCAGUACGUGGUGUGACAGCUCAGCCCCACGGGACAAAACCAAAUUGGGAAGGGCGAGAGGAGCGGGGCCCGUCCCGACGCCACGGCCCAGCGAUGACGGCCGAUGCUGAACGUGACUUCUGUGGACGGCGCCUCGGCUGCCUUCUGUCUGUGUUGGCCGUUACAGGAACUACACGUUUAUUUUCACUUUGCUUUCGAUAAGCCGUCGAGUUGCAGAGAAAAAGAAACAGCUUGUGAAUCCUGUUUGCAACCAC